AUGAAGAAAUCUCAAACUGAAAGACUAAUUAACGUCUCAAAAACAAAGCGCAGAGUCCUGGCUGCUAUCGUUUAUCUACAGCACGGGUGGCUGGCGAAAAUCAUGCAACCAGACUUUGCUGACAAAGGUGCCCAAAACAGGGACGCUGGCCACCUCCGGCUCCGCGCUGCUAGACCACAAGAGUCUCCUCUGCCCAGCGUGACAAUAGCAGGUGAACUUGGAGGUGGAGGGGGAAAGCCCCAUUCACUCCACUCCCUCCUUCGGGGUUGUGGGGGGUGGGGUGAGAGCAGACCCGCAGAAAGUGGAAUCCAUAGUCAGGGAGGGGCAUCCUCAGAUCAUCUUGGAAAGGGGGGAAGGAUAACAAUGAUGGAUCACCAGUACCCUUCUUGGAUCUUUGUCAAUGAGAGGACAUUCAUAACCAGGGAGCAACUUAAUUCUUUACUGGAGGCUUAUAAUGUUUUCUAUGAAAACCAGAAAAAUCUGCAUAUUUUGUAUGGACAGACUGAAGAUGGACAACUGAUUGUUGAAGGGAUGCUGGACAUUUUCUGGGGAGUAAAACGACCCAUUCAGCUAAAAAUACAAGAUGAGAAGCAAAUCUCUUCUUUUGAUCUGUUGAAGUCAACGGAAACAUUUUCCAGCAAAGGGGGGAUGACUCGAUGGGGAGAGUUUGAUGACCUUUAUCGUAUCAGUGAGCUGGACAGGAGCCAAGUUUUGCUGUCUGAAGGAAGGCAUUCCUCAGAAGACUAUUUAUCUUAUCACAGCACUCUGAAGCCAUAUGCAGAUGAGGAGCCAUCAUCCCCACUGCUCUAUAGGACCAUGAGUGAGGCAGCUUUGGUAAGAAAAAGAAUGAAGGCUCCAGUGACGUACAGAAAAGACAGGCAGGACCAUAGAGCCUCUAUCAACGGACACUUCUACAACCAUGAGACAUCUAUUUUCACUCCAACCUUUGGAUCAGAAACUAAGGUCAGAACAAAUAGUAACAUGAGAACUGAAGAAGUAAUAAAGCAACUUCUCCAAAAAUUUAAGAUUGAGAAUAGCCCACAGGAUUUUGCUCUUUACAUUAUUUUUGGAACAGGAGAGCAGAGAAAGCUAAAGAAGACUGACAUCCCACUGCUGCAGAGGCUUCUACAAGGACCAUCCAACAGUAAUGCUCGGAUCUUCCUCAUGGAUAAAGAUACAGAAGAAAUUAGCAGUGAUGUGGCGCAGUACAUUAAUUUUCAGUUUUCCUUCUUGGAAUCCAUUCUUCAAAGAUUAGAUGAAGAAGAGAAAAGAGAGACUGAAAGAAUAAUGGCGAAAUUCAAUACCGAAAGGGCCUUUAUCCUGAAGUGUCUUCAGAGUAAACAGGCAGCAAAAACAGAGACCACAGUCUAG
Messenger RNA from Cricetulus griseus (Chinese hamster), 1371 nucleotides. The record is from RefSeq and is a predicted model, not a curated record. NCBI's taxonomy places the organism in Eukaryota, Metazoa, Chordata, Mammalia, Rodentia, Cricetidae.